Adelges cooleyi (spruce gall adelgid) is the source of this 1435-nucleotide messenger RNA. RefSeq lists its product as uncharacterized. NCBI's taxonomy places the organism in Eukaryota, Metazoa, Arthropoda, Insecta, Hemiptera, Adelgidae. The record is from RefSeq and is a predicted model, not a curated record. Bases 213 to 998 code for a protein of 261 amino acids. The transcript has 3 exons.
GAAGGGUAUACUCACAGUGCCAUUUUGUCCAUCAAAUCCGUCGUGAAUGUAUAUCUGAAAAACUUAUAGACUUGUGAAAAAAAAACACACACACACACACACACACAGUUUACAAAAUACGCCGUACUAUACACUACUUGGUGGUUCUCUCCGGUUAAACUUUCGCCGGCGUUAAUUCUGUUGCUAUUGGUAUACUUGUUCACGGUUAAAGCAUGUCGGAAAGACGGACCCUGUUAAGUCGUCCCAGGACUCGGGUCUACGACUGCAACUACAACAUUGGCGAGGGUUACUACAAGCCAAUGAUGGACCACUUGGACCGUAAGUACUACGGGUCGCCGUCGUCGGUUGCGCCGCCCAAGCCGAUCAGCUCCUUCGGUACGGCUGCUUUCGACGAUUACCAAUCCCCUUCGCCGAUCCGAUCAAGGCGGGGAUCAGACUCCAGGCUAUCCAUGCCCGACGACGAUUUCGAACAAGAGGUUGCGGCUUUACGCAAGGCUCGCGCGGCCAAGGCGGCCGCCAGGACGGCGUCGCUUGAACGAGACUUCGAGUCGGCGUUCAACGGGUUCUCGUCGGACGGCAAGCCUAGGCCACGGCUUAACUAUACGGAAAAAUUGUUAGACUCGGUGGGCCUGAACAGCAAGUCGCAGGACGCGCUCGAAGAGGAAAUCCUGAAGAAGCGGACCAAGUCGUUCUUCCAGGACGCGGACGAAUUCGCGGCGGCGGCCGAUCAGCAGGCCACAAACCGGUGGAUCAAGGCCAAGAGGCACGACGACGCGGAGGAGCGGUUCACCGAGGAGACGGCGGCCAAGGCGAGGGCCCGCAAGUCUAAGGCCCGCCUAUUGGACAUCCAGAACGAGUUGGACGGCUUGGCCGACCGUGACGCGGCCCGUCAAAAAAGGUCGGCUGACCUCAGGGCGCUGUUUGCCGACAACGAGGCACUCACCGAGUCCGUUAGUUCGUCGUUCAAGAAGAAGUCAUCGAAAAAAGUGUCCUUCUAAAAAAAAUGUAUUAAGUUUAUCAUUUCUCUAUCACACAUAGACAUAAAUUAUCCACUCCUUAAGAGUUCGUCUCACCUGUACUCGGUCGCAAUUACUCGGUAAAAAAUAAAUAUAUAAAAUAUGCAAUGAAACCUCUAUUAAUCGAAACGCCUCUUCAUUGAACACUAUCAAAGUGUUCGGCAGAAACAAUUACAAGUUUAAGAUAAAGCCGAUCAUAAGCUAAUUCAGUAAUUAAUAUUUUAUACCUUUAUCGAUGACGAAUACUUUUCUAGGUUUCACUGUAUUACAUAUUGUCCGUCGAAUUCAUCCGAACGUUCGUGUUGCCUAUUUUCGACAUGUGUGUUUAAUUUAUACGUAGUUUUUUAUAGUAUUAAAUAAUAUAUUAUAAAAAUAUAUUUUAAAAAGUUGACACUAAUUAUAAUAUCGAGCUGUUUGAA